AUGAAGGCUCAGAAACCGACAUUCGUUCUUCACGAAGAGGCAGAGUCGUCCCCAGCGUCCUGUUCGACCUCGAGGGAACGCGCAGUCCCUGCUUCUCCCCACCAUCCUCCUCCCCUGACGACGCACCUCUCCUACCGCCGCUACUCGCACGACGAAGGCACCCGCACGCCGCCCUCGCACCACCUGUGCGACCUCGACGAGGAGUCGGCGCUCGAGUCGACCGGCGGCGAGAGCGAGAAUGACGCUCUGCUCGCGAACGGAAGAAGCGCGAGGGGGACGCCAAAGCGGAGACGGACGCUGCCGCAGAACGGAUACGGAACGCUGGGAAGUCCGCACGGGAACUACUUGACGUUGAACGAGGGGGCGCCGUUCAAGCGGACCGAGUCGAUCCUCCGCCUCACGGGCUUGAUCGACGACCGCGCUGGCGAGUACGAGAAGUUCCGCAAGACGGAUGAGGAGCUGAAGAAGAUGCCGAAGAAGGUGCGGAAGUUCUACGAGCGGCAGAAUGAGCAACUCGACGCCUUCAUCGAGGUUGACGAGAUCCUCGACAACGCGCGAGCCAAGGCUGCCACGGGCGAGCUUCUGCCGAUCGGCCAGCACAGCUCGGAGAAGCAAGACGACCAUCGCGCGGCCGUCAAGUGGGCCAUCGACUUCAACCUCGCCAUCAACAUCCUCCUCAUCAUCGCGAAGAUCGCCGUCGUCUUCCUUUCGCACUCGAUGUCUCUCAUUGCCUCGACCGUCGACUCGGCUAUGGACCUCCUCUCGACCGUCAUUAUCUUCGGCACGAGUCGCUACAUUGAACACCGCGACUGGAAGUCGUCGUACAUCUACCCUACCGGCAAGCGCAAGAUGGAACCGCUCGGCGUGCUCAUCUUCUCGGUCUUCAUGACUUCGUCAUUCCUUCAAGUCUUUAUCGAGUCCGUCAACCGCCUCUUCGACAAAAAUCUCGAGUUCACCCGCCUGCCGCUCGUUGCACUCCUCGUCAUGGGGUCAACGAUUGUCAUCAAGGCGGGAGUCUGGCUCAGCUGCCGAGCUAUCAAGAGCGCGUCCGUCGAAGCUCUGCAGCAGGAUGCGGAGAACGACAUCGUGUUCAACUUCUUCUCGAUUCUCUUCCCCUUUGCUGGCCAGCUCAUCGGCUUCCGCUACCUCGACGCGAUGGGAGGUGCCCUCCUCUCGCUCUACAUCAUUGUCGAAUGGGUCGGCACGCUCCUCGACAACGUCCGCAAGCUGACCGGUCGCCGCGCACCUCCGCAAGAACACCAGCGCAUCGCCUAUCUCCUCACUCGCUUCUCGCCGCUCGUCGAGGCUAUCCAGCACCUUAGCUUGUACUAUUCCGGCGAGGGUAUGGUGUGUGAGGUGGAUAUCGUCUUGCCGGCGAGCACGAGCUUGACGGCGUCGCACAACCUCGGAGAGGCGUGCCAGUACGCCAUUGAGCAGCUCAGCGGGAUUGAGCGCGCCUUUGUUCACGUCGACUGCACCGUCAAUCCGCACUCAGGCCACCUCGAGCGAUGA
Molecule: messenger RNA, 1512 nt
Organism: Rhodotorula toruloides NP11
Lineage: Eukaryota; Fungi; Basidiomycota; Microbotryomycetes; Sporidiobolales; Sporidiobolaceae
Product: cation diffusion facilitator
Exons: 5
Coding region: 1-1512 (503 amino acids)
Biological process (GO): transmembrane transport; monoatomic cation transport
Cellular component (GO): membrane
Molecular function (GO): monoatomic cation transmembrane transporter activity
Source: RefSeq, a predicted model, not a curated record